GCUUCUCUUGCAUUUAUUGAUUUACGCCCGAGACUGAUAGGCGGAACUUGGCUACAAUCUAACAAAGUUGUAAAGCUGUUUCAUAGAGGUAUUACUCUUCCGCCUGAAGUAUGGAUGGAUCCAGACACUGACCUGCAACUCUGACACGGCCACUUGUAUUGGCAGUUGACUCGGCUUCACUUAACAAAAUAGAAAAUAUGGCUAUGAAGACCUAGAUAACAUCUCAAUACUGCGUAUUGAGAAAUGAGAAACAGUAUAUAACAGCUCGACGUUCCCAGCUGAACUUGUUUCCUUUGCCCUCGUCCAAAUCAUUCAGACCAGAUCAACUUCCUAGGCAGCUUGAGCUUCUCAUCCCAAGACUAGCUUAUACUAUCAAGUAUGGACGACAAAGGUGCUACACUCGACAUGUCUCUGUUCUUUGGAACAGAGGAGCAGAAAAGACAAUUUUGCAACGAGCUACUUCGGUUGCUCAAGUCGCGAGGCGGCGUCAAGAUUCAAAAUCACAGUAUACCAGCACGGGACAUCCACCAAUUAUUCGAUAUGAGUCGAAAAUUCUUUGCUUUGCCGCUGGAGGAAAAGAUGAAAGCCAAGCACCCGCCUCAAGCCAAUCCAAACAGAGGAUAUAGCUUUGUUGGUCAAGAAAAUGUUGCAAAUAUCAGUGGUUACGAGAAGGGACUAGGGCCUGGUAAGACUCGCGAUAUAAAGGAAACUCUGGACAUGGGCAGUUCGCACGACGAUCUUGUAGACAGUCUCUGGGUACCUGAAGAGAGCCUUCCUGGAUUCCGGAAGUUCAUGGAAUCCUUCUAUGAGAAAGCUUACAAAACUGAACUGCAUCUCCUAUCCGCUCUUGCGAUUGCUCUCGGUGUUUCGGAAGACUACCUCAGGGCACUUCAUAAUCGUGCGGAGAACGAGUUUCGCCUUCUUCAUUAUCCGGCGAUUCCGGCCAUGGAGCUUGCGGACGGGACAGCGACGCGCAUUGCCGAGCACACCGAUUUUGGAACGAUCACCAUGCUUUUUCAAGAUUCCGUGGGAGGUCUUCAAGUGGAGGACCAGAACGAGCCUGGAGUAUUUCGAAGUGUGGAGUCCUUGGCACCCACGGAUAUCAUCCUCAACAUUGGCGACUCUCUUCAACGCCUGACCAAUGACACAUUCCGUGCUGCUUGCCAUCGUGUCACGUAUCCUCCAGCAAUCAAAGCUGGCGACAAUGUUGAGAUUCCCGAGCGGUACUCCAUUGCGUACUUCGUCAAGCCGAAUCGCCAUGCAUCUCUGCUUCCCAUGAAGGAGUUCGUCACCGAAACUACCCCAUGCCACUAUGACGAUGUUACUUCAUGGGAGUGGAACAACCGGAGGAUUGCGAAGCUAUUUGGUUAGCUGCAUGCAUUCACAGCGAGGAUUGUUUGGACGACUAUCGGCUCUGCUUGGGAAACAGAGCAAAGCUGCCGAAGGUUUAAGGAUACGGCCCUCUUGGGUGUGUGGAGCUGGGUUGACGUAGCCAAUCCAGCGAUAGCUUCCGGGGUCACUUUCCAGUUUGGCCUAGACCCCACGGAAGGGUCACAAACAGUCUGACCUAUGUCCUGUUACUCUAUAUGUACUGUAUCGUCAAGACUGUUUGAAAUCUCAAAUGAAAACUAG
Messenger RNA from Colletotrichum acutatum, 1632 nucleotides. RefSeq lists its product as uncharacterized. The transcript is spliced from 3 exons. Gene Ontology annotation, molecular function: 2-oxoglutarate-dependent dioxygenase activity. NCBI's taxonomy places the organism in Eukaryota, Fungi, Ascomycota, Sordariomycetes, Glomerellales, Glomerellaceae. The record is from RefSeq and is a predicted model, not a curated record. The coding region runs from base 379 to 1371 and encodes 330 amino acids.